AUGGACGUCGAAGCCUGUUUAGAAACACAACAACAACUAAUAGAUGCUAUGAAACAACUAUUGGUCAACUUCAAAAAAGACGGCGCUGAUCGAAAGACUUCUGAAAACAUAAAGAGACGCAUUGAUACGUUAGAUCGUUAUUGGUGUGAAUUUCAAAACAACCACAGUAAACUGUGCCAGACCUUAGAUAGUAACCAUGACUAUUUAGCUGGCAACUAUUACGAAGACACUCAAAAAUUUUAUCAAGAAACAAGAGACUAUUUCCAAAAAUACAUCUUAAUCAAACCAGCAACUCCGAUGACAAUUCAAAAACCAAGAGAGCAACCCGAGGCGAAGGCUGGACCGUCAACACCAGCAUCUGGAGCCAACAAGUUUGGGAGUACUAAACUACAAGAACAACAAUUAUCGCAAGGCACUAACAGCAAGCUGGAUGAGAUGAUGAAAAAGCAAUUUAGCAACUUCAAGGCGUUAUCUCGCACUAUAUCUCAAAUAAACAUAGACAAGAUCAACGACAAGUGGGAAUUUGAAGAUAUAUUGAAAACCUUACAAAACCGAUGGCAAACAAUAGAUAAACUUCAUUGGGAAAUAGAUUCUGAGCUAGAUGGAUCGGACUUACGUUAUGAAAACGUAUUCACAGAACAAGAAGAGUCAUACAACGCUAUCAAGAGAUCUAUCAACAGCAAGUUAUGGUCCGUAUCUCAUCGAGACAAAAUCACGCCACAGCUGGAUAUUCCUAUUUACACUGGAAAUUAUCAACAAUGGGUAUCAUUCAAGGAUCUGUUCUGUGAAGCUGUCCACAACAACCCAUCCCUGUCAAACGCCCAAAAAAUGCAGUUUCUCAAGAGUAAACUCAGAGGUGAACCUGAACGCCUGAUACAACACCUGCAAAUCAGCUCUGAAAAUUACACAACAUGCUGGGAAAUAAUUAGUCAUCGUUACAACAACAAGAAGCUAAUAUUUACUUCAUACAUGAAUACUAUUAUGAAUAUUCCCAACAUAAUACAACCAACUUCAAGCCACAUCAAACGCAUUCAUGAUGUAACAAUGGAGUGUCUGAAUGCUAUAAGUAACAUGGGAGUUGACAUAAGCACAUGGGACCCCAUAUUUGUUCACAUCUUAUCUCAGAAAUUAGACGCUGAAACACAUAAGGAGUAUAUGAGCUCCUUAAAACAGCCGAGAGAACUGCCAAUAAUUGCCGAAUUCCUGGAAUUUUUAGAACACAAGUUUACCACAAUGGAGUCAGCGCGUCGUAAACAAGAAGGCAUGACCCAAAAAACAAGCUCAACAAACGGCCCAACUCAGGGUAGACACUAUCAAGAGAAACCUAAUUAUAACAAACAAUAUUACUCUACAAACAAGACUGUUACGCAAUCAAAUAAUUUUUCAUCAAACACCAAAUUGAAAUGUCCAUCAUGUGAGAGUACCGACCAUGGGAUCUACUACUGCAAGACAUUUCAAGAGAUGAACCCGCAACAAAGAAAACAAGUAGUUUCUAGAAAUAAUCUUUGCAUAAAUUGUCUUAAACGUCAUCAUGGAAUUUGUGCAUUAAAUAAGCGAUGCAGAGAAUGCAACGAGUGUCACAAUACAUUAUUACAUGACGCAUAUUCAAAGUUCAAUCACCCGAAGCCGAACGUGACAAUGAAGUCCGCCGCAACUGAAUCAAGUCAGCGAAAAUCAAGUUCGCACGUGUCUGGUCAACGUGAAGCGCCGGAAAUACUUCUUGCCACAGCUGUAAUCAAGGUUGAAGGAAUUGAUGGAAUAUUUAAAAACAUGAGAGCCCUAAUCGAUCCCGGUUCCCAAAUUUCCAUCAUCACUGAAAAUGCGGCACAGCAGUUAGGACUGCCGCGCCAACAAUGCAGUGGAAUUAUAACUGGAGUCGGCACGAAAGACACUACGUGUAAAGGGAAAUUAAAUAUACAUUGUUCAUCUACAACAGAAAACUACAAGUUCAGAACAGAAGUCUUCAUCAUGAAAAAAUUAACAAGAGACUUGCCGAAUUGUACAUUUACUAAACCAGAGUUAAGUUAUUUGGACAAUCUACAACUAACCGAUCCCGAAUUUCACAUCAGUCGCUCUAUCGAUAUCCUGUUGGGAGCUGAUGUAUACUCACACAUUUUACUGGAAGGAAUACGAAAAGUAGACAAUGAUAGACCGGUGGCACAACAAACCUUACUCGGUUGGAUAUUAUAUGGCAAGAUACAAACAUUACAAUGCAAUAUCGUAUUAAAUAAAAUAGAAGACAUACAAAGAUUCUGGCAAAUAGAAGAUUUACCAGACCAUCAGCCAAACCUAUCUUCAGAAGAUCAAGAAUGCAUGGACAUAUAUACGACUACAACAACAAGAUUGAAAGAUGGAAGAUAUCAAGUUCGACUACCCUUCAAAAACAACAUCAACGAGAUGGGAGAUUCAAAACGAAAAGCAACAGCGCAGUUCCUACAACUAGAAAAGAAAUUUUAUAAUAAUACUCAAAUCGCCAGCAAAUACAAGUCAUUCAUGGACGAAUACCAAGAACUAGGUCACAUGAAACUUGCAUCGGACAAAUCAACACAAGAGUAUUUUUUACCACACCAUUGCAUUAUUCGUGACUCAACAACUACGUCACUUCGUGUGGUAUUUAAUGCAUCUCAAGCUACUACAAAUGGAAAAAGCCUAAAUGAUUACAUGCAUAAAGGCCCUAAUCUUCAAAACGACCUAUUUGAACUCAUCUUAAAGUGGCGACAAUACCCGAUUGCUCUUACUGCCGACAUUGAGAAAAUGUUUCGACAGAUUAUGGUUCACCCUGAAGACCUCAAAUACCAAAAAAUUCUCUGGCGAGACUCUCCACGUGACGUACUGCGCGAAUACGAGCUGUGUACAGUGACGUGCGGCACCAAGGCCGCGCCGUUCCUCGCGAUGAUGACGUUACGACAGUUGGCUGCGGACGAACGGGACACACACCAAGAAGCGGCUCAUGUAAUAGAAACAAGCUUUUACAUGGACGACUUAAUUCACGGGUCCCAUUCAAUAGAAUCAGCGUUACAAUUAAAACAAGAUUUGAAACAACUUCUUCUACGAGGAGGCUUCAACUUAAGAAAAUGGACCUCAAAUUGCAAAGAAUUACUACAAGACGAUCAAGUACUAGAACAACAAGAAAACUACGAUUUCAAACAAGCAACAUCAACAUCUACCAAAGCACUGGGACUGCGUUGGAACCCUGAACAAGAUGUAUUUAUUUUUCACACAACAAUCGAGAACAUUGAAGAUAAUACAAGCAAUAGCAAAAGAAAACUUUUAUCAGACAUAUCCAAAUUAUUCGAUCCACUAGGCUGGCUGACCCCAAUAUCCACGAAAUUGAAAUUGUUAUUCCAGAAAAUAUGGGAAACUAACAUCGGAUGGGAUGACAAAAUUCCAGAAGAAAUUAAUUCAGAGUGGAUUAAAAUAAAACAAGAUUUAAAAAACAUAAAUGAAAUAACGAUACCUAGAUGGCUCGGUACUACCACUGACCUAGAUAUCGAGUUACAUGGAUUCAGUGACGCAUCGCAGAAAGCGUAUGCAUGCGUCAUAUAUUACAAGAAACGAAAUAACCAAAAGUCUACAAUCAAUUUAGUUGUGAGUAAAUCAAAACUAGUACCUCGCAACAAAGAUAAUAUCUCGCUACCCAAAUUGGAGUUAUGUGGAGCACUAUUACUAGCAAGAUUAAUGCAGAAAGUUAUACAAUGCCUGUCUAACUACAAUAUCAAAAUCUAUGGAUACGUCGACUCGACAGCAGUGCUUGGAUGGCUGCAAGGAAAUCCCGACCGCUGGAAAACAUUUGUGUCGAACAGAGUAAACAAAAUAACAGAAGUAAUGCCCUCCAACUGCUGGAAAUACGUAAAAUCCGCUGAUAACCCUGCUGACUGUGCUAGCCGUGGCUUCACACANGAUACACAAGAAAUUACAAGAUAUGAAACAAAUCAAGAAGCUAAAGAAAUAAAGCAAGUUAAUGUCACAGUACAAAAGGACAACAGCAUCAUCAAAAAUAUUCUAAACAAAUACAGCAAUCUAUCUCGAGCGAUUCGCGUGCUGGCAUGGAUACGCCGCUUCAUAAUAAGAGAAAAUAACAUACCUAAAAGAGAAUCAUAUUUGACGCUGACUGAAUUAAAGGAAGCAAAAACGAUGUUUAUCAAGGAGAUACAGGCUGAAGACUUUAAUGAAGAAAUCAAGAAUUUAACUUCAAAUAAGAAAAUAUCAAGCAAAAGCAAAAUCAUCCAUCUGAACCCGUUUUUGGAUAAACAAGGAAUCUUAAGAGUUGGUGGAAGACUGCAACACGCCAACAUUAGUGAAGAAAUGAAAAAUCCUAUCAUACUACCUUACGGAGGCCAGCUAACUGAGUUGAUAAUUGAAGAAGCCCAUAAGCUAACCUUUCACGGUGGACCUCGGGUCACCUUGGCUCUUCUUCGACAAAAAUACUGGCUGAUCAGUGGAAACAGAGCUGUCAAGAAAAUAACACGAAGAUGCACUGUAUGUAACAAACACAAUCCAAGAAAACAAGAGCAGAUAAUGGGCGACCUACCUCAAUCAAGAGUCAACCAAUCGCGCCCAUUCCAACAUACAGGAGUAGAUUUUACGGGUCAUUUCUUCAUAAAAGCCAACAAGGGCAGAGGAAUUAAAACAACCAAGGCGUAUGUGGCAGUGUUUGUGUGCAUGGCAACCAAGGCCGUGCACCUGGAGUUAGUGUCAGAUUUGACCACCUCCGCAUUCAUUGCUGCGCUUCGAAGGAUGGCAGCGCGAAGAGGCAAGCCCAGUCACAUGUAUAGUGACAACGGGUGA
Messenger RNA from Ostrinia furnacalis (Asian corn borer), 4788 nucleotides. RefSeq lists its product as uncharacterized. The record is from RefSeq and is a predicted model, not a curated record. The transcript has 3 exons. The coding region runs from base 1 to 4788 and encodes 1595 amino acids. Lineage: Eukaryota; Metazoa; Arthropoda; Insecta; Lepidoptera; Crambidae. Gene Ontology annotation, molecular function: aspartic-type endopeptidase activity; nucleic acid binding. Gene Ontology annotation, biological process: DNA integration; proteolysis.